Messenger RNA from Medioppia subpectinata, 1041 nucleotides. NCBI's taxonomy places the organism in Eukaryota, Metazoa, Arthropoda, Arachnida, Sarcoptiformes, Oppiidae. The record is from the annotation of a GenBank genome assembly.
CAGCAAUGGGUACACGUGUUUCGCAAACAGUUCCUGUGGUGCGCCUAUUGGUGCGGACUCGGCAUACUGUCCAGCGUAGGCCUGGGCACCGGUUUGCACACGUUUUUGCUGUAUUUAGGCCCACACAUAGCGUCGGUAACGUUGGCCGCAUACGAGUGCGAUUCGCUAGACUUUCCAUCGCCUCCCUAUCCGGACGAAAUCAUAUGCCCGGUGCCCACCCCUGGCGUACACCCCGUGACGGCCGUUGCGAUCACCGUCUGGUCUAUUAUGUCGAAAGUACGUCUGGAGGCGUUCAUGUGGGGCGCCGGCACCGCAUUGGGUGAACUGCCGCCGUAUUUCGUGGCCAGAGCUCAUCGACUCGCCGGCGAAGACGAGGAGGAAUUGGACGCCGAUUUGGCCGAAGAGAUAGCCGGCGGUAGUGAGACGUCGGGCGCUGUGGGCACAGCCGGCGCUGCCAGCGGUGGUGGCCAGCGAUCGCUGGCCCAACGGUUUCGGUCAAAUAUGAUACGACUGGUGACUCGCGUCGGGUUCUUCGGUAUACUCGCGUGCGCUUCGAUACCGAACCCGUUGUUCGAUUUGGCGGGCAUUACGUGCGGCUAUUCAUUGGUGCCGUUCUGGACGUUCUUCGGCGCCACUCUUAUCGGCAAAGCGGUCAUCAAAAUGCAUAUCCAAAAGCUGUUUGUAAUCGUGGCCUUCAAUGAGAAUUAUGUCGAUCUGUUUGUCCAGAAGAGCCGGAGUAUACCAUACGUCGGCCAAUACCUUCACGAACCGUUGCGCGAGUUUUUGGCCAAACAAAAGGCCAGUCUUCACAGGGGAUCCGCUAAACACGCCGUCAAAGAGAGCUCAUGGCUGUCGACGAUCUUUGAAUGGGUGGUGAUCUCAAUGUUAGUGUACUUCGCGGUCUCUAUCGUCAACUCAAUGGCUCAAAACAACCAAAAACGGCGCCUAAAAGAGGCCCAACACUCGGCGCCCGAGUCCGGGGCCCCACUCCUGGCCGGCAGUAGUGUUAGAAAUACUGCCAAACAUUUAAAGUCUAAAUAA